This is a messenger RNA of Radiomyces spectabilis, 998 nucleotides long. RefSeq lists its product as uncharacterized. The record is from RefSeq and is a predicted model, not a curated record. Bases 168 to 989 code for a protein of 273 amino acids. NCBI's taxonomy places the organism in Eukaryota, Fungi, Mucoromycota, Mucoromycetes, Mucorales, Radiomycetaceae. The transcript has a single exon.
ACACCGUUUGAAAAUAUUGUAUGCCGAUCAGGAUGCCCUCUUUUUUCAUUACUGGAUACGGUUUAGUGAGUUGCAUUCGCAGUUUACUUUUUUUUCUCUUCGCUUUAUUGGUCUGGCACCUUUUCGCUUCUAUCACACACAUACAUAUAUUGAAAUAAACUCAACCGAUGAACGUAUCUCGUAUCAACUAUGGUCACUUGUUUCGAUACGAUCAGCCCGAAGACAUCAGCGGCGCACGAGGACUCGAUAUGAUCUUUGCCUUGCAAAAGAGGCUCAAAGCACUUUUACAGCAAAAAGAAGCAAUGCACAACGAAUUAGUCACCGCCACAACUAUUCGAGAUCGGCAUUUGGAAGAACAAGCAGCUUUCAAAGAGGACAAUGGGAGACUGCGACAGCAAAUGGACGAGAUUGUUCAAAUCAUCGACGAAAAGCAAGCUCUCAUUGACACUUUAAAACAAACGGUAGAACAAGGGAAGCAAGAUGCUGAACAGUCGCAAAAGGCAGCAGCAGCAGAAAAGAAAAAUUCAGAAACACUUCAAACGAAAGUAAACGAAUACCGCCAGCAGAUCGAACAGGCACAAACGCGCGCUGAGCAAGCUCGAGCCCAAACUGAAGCAUUGAAAUCUUCGCUUGUUCAUCUGGAGCGGCGCCAGGCAUAUGAAACGGCUACUCAAAAGGAUGUGAUUGCAUUGUUGCAUGAAACGCGCAGCACCAUCGAAUCUACAAUCGAAUUAUUGCAACAAAAAGGACGUGAAAUUCAGCUUCAUCAUAUUCAGCGACAAGAAAUCCUUCAGUCCGCUCAAAACAUCCAGCAGAAAGCGAGUGAAGCAGAAAGUCAAGCAUGGAAAGAUGAAGUCUGCGCUUUAACAGAACACUUAAAAAGUCUCAACAAGGAGGAUGAAGAAUUGGCUGGUUCUGUAGAGAACUGUAAAAAUCAAGUGGAGUCAUUGGUGAAGCGAGUACGGUUGCAUCAGACAGAAAUACAGUGAAAGCCGUUC